ACUUAAUAUCGUGUCCAGUUUAUUGCUGUGUUGGGUGUUCUUCUAUAACAGUGUUUUGGCUUUCGGAGGUUCAGACAGCAAUGCCUCUGGUCGUUCCUAGUGUGCUUAGAUCUAUGUAGGGGAUAAACCCUUAUUCUUUGCAGUUGAGCUGCAAUGGACGCGUCCCAAAUAGAGAAGGAGGCACUUGAGAAGGCAAAGAAGGAACGCUUGCAAAAGCGGGCCAAUACAAUUGCCAGCCUUUUGCGUAAAUUUAUGGUUGAAUGGAAUUCUGCCUAUAUGAAGGAACUUGAGGCAGCACGAGCAGCUGCUGCCGCGAAAGCGGCCAUGAGGGGGAAAAGACGACGGAAGGUCAAGGUUGCAAAGCCAGAACCCAACACAAAGGACGCAAAGAAAAAGUCGAGGAAACCAAAGACAAGGAUGGCUGAGGUAUGGUUCCUGCUAUUCAGCUCCAUCGAUGAGCUGAUCAACAAACAGAAGCGCAUAGUUCUAGAGGACCUGUACCGGGGCACGGAGCUGCUUUCCCCUCCGGAGCUCGUGCAGCUGCGUAACAUUCUACACACCGCAAACAAAAAGGUCCUCCCUGCGGAUAUGAACGUCAACCAGAUCAACAUCAAGCAGACGCUGUGGGCGGCUGCCGCGGCUCAUGAGUAUUCGGCGGUGGACCGCACGCUGCUGUAUCCGGUGCCUGCGCUGGCGGUGAUGCGGGCAAAGGGGUUAGGCGCUAAGCAGCUGCAGGAGCUGGGGUACCACGAACGUGAGCUCCUGCGGCAGGGCUUUAAGGCCAGUGAUGUGAGCGAGGUGGCGCCCCAUGAGCCCGCUCGCCUGCGAGCAGCCGGCCUCAGCGUUAGUGACCUGGUGGCGGGCUUCGGUGGCCUGAUGCGCCUGCCGCCUGACCUGCAGGGCUUCCGGGGUGUCCAGAAGCUGAAGGCGGCUGGUUACUCAGCAGCUGACAUGGUGGCGGGUGGUCUGGACAACGCUUGGGACCUGGCGAGAGCAGGCUUUACUGCUGCGGAGGUUUACUCGGCAGGUGUACCCGCAGAGGCUCUGCGGCCUGCCGGCUUCGGGUUACCAGAGCUGCGGCCGCCGGGCUUCCUUGGGCCUUCGGUUUCGGUGCUUCAGGAAACGGAUCCGCGAAUACUGCCCCCUGCACUCGAGGGCACGGGGGGGGGCAUCUGGCCGCGGCUGCUGCAGCCGCAGGCUGCGCCGUCCAAAGAUCACACUAAAGGCGCCAACGCCUUCAGGUUCGGCUACCGCAGCCGGCCUGGCACCGCCGCCCCGACGGUGGCAUGGCCCGAUGCCCCGCCUAUGGGAAUCAGCAGCGGCAGUGUUGUGUCGGUCACUGCAGGCGCGCCGCCAUUGGCGUCGACCAUAUCCCGCGUCGGCUCUAUGGGAGCGAGCACUCUAAGCGUUGGGAGCUAA
Molecule: messenger RNA, 1419 nt
Organism: Volvox carteri f. nagariensis
Lineage: Eukaryota; Viridiplantae; Chlorophyta; Chlorophyceae; Chlamydomonadales; Volvocaceae
Exons: 9
Coding region: 154-1419 (421 amino acids)
Source: RefSeq, a predicted model, not a curated record